Molecule: messenger RNA, 1155 nt
Organism: Kazachstania africana CBS 2517
Lineage: Eukaryota; Fungi; Ascomycota; Saccharomycetes; Saccharomycetales; Saccharomycetaceae
Gene: YOX1
Product: Yox1p
Exons: 1
Coding region: 1-1155 (384 amino acids)
Biological process (GO): cell differentiation; regulation of transcription by RNA polymerase II
Molecular function (GO): RNA polymerase II cis-regulatory region sequence-specific DNA binding; DNA-binding transcription factor activity, RNA polymerase II-specific
Source: RefSeq, a predicted model, not a curated record
AUGUCUACUAGUAAUCAUUCUUUACCAUCAUUGUCUAUGCUUUUAAGUACUGAUUCAAUACUUCCUUCCCCAAUUGAUUCGUUCCCAACGAAAUUUCGUACAGAUGAUCAUGGAAUAAUCAGAUUGCCACCUUUAUCCACAAAUGCCGGUCACAAUACCCGUCCAAAGCCCUUAGAAAGUGCAUUGAGACAUUCCUCUGAUCCACUUCCUACACCAACUCCAGAAUUAGAACCAAAGAACGCUUUGAGAAAUGAUAUGAUAACCACUUUACAGUCACCAGCAACACCAGUCGUUAAAAACCAUGACGCUAAGAGAAUAAAUAGUAUGAUUACUCCAUUAACUGCCGCUAGAGAUGCUAUAACGCCAUCGAGUAAUGAUAAAAAGCGUGCUUUUGCUUUUAUAACACAUUCACAGGAGACAUUUGGUGUCAAAGAACCAAAAAUUGAUAAUGCUCCUUUAGCACGUCGUAAGAGAAGAAGAACAUCUACACAAGAGUUAAAUAUUUUACAAGCAAGUUUUGAUAAAUGUCCAACUCCAGAUAAAAAGGAAAGAUUGGAACUAGCAGAUCGUUGUAACAUGACAGAAAAAGCUGUCCAGAUUUGGUUUCAAAAUAAAAGACAAGCUGUAAAAAGAGCCAAAUUAGCAAUGACAACAAAAUCAAAUACUUCCAUUGAUAAUAGUAGCAUUUCAGAUAGUAAUACUUCCAUGAAUCUGGUUGAAUCAACUCCAUUGGCCACCAAAGUGGCUAGUGCAAUCAAUAACUAUAGCAAGAGCGCCAGCACAUCUUCUGUAGCGACUGAUGCUCAACAAAACCUGAACAAAACUCCAAAAAUUUAUAUCCCUUACUGCAAUACUAAAUGUGGUGACACAACACCAAUAAGGAAAUCAACUUUAUCAAGAGAUUCCUCGCCAAUUAGAAGAUCCCCUACUCCAAAUACUUCUAGAGUAGGACAAGCACUGACGUUCCAUUUGAAAUCUGAUAAAAAAAUUCUUACGCCAGUAAAGACAUCACCAAAUAAUAAAGUAAAUAAAUUGAUAAAUGGUUAUUCUUCAUCAGUUGAUGAAAAGAAUUUGUCACCAAACAGAAAGGGCAAAUUGGAAUUUAGGACUGCUGGACAAGGUCCAUUAAAAGAGUUAAGUACGAACAUUGUUUGA